GCAACUCCCUCCACUCCCCACUCCACGCAGCCAGCCCGGCGCUUGCGCUUCCCAUCACUGGGUGGGUGGGUGGGCGGGCGGUUCGUCUCCUCCUCCUCCUCCCCCUUGCCUUCCGCUUCCUCUCCGCACCACGUCCAACGGCGAUGGCGCCCGCGCUCCCGCACUGCUGACAUCUCGGUAGGUAGUUGGCUGGUUGGUGGGGUGGGGUGGGUGCCCGCGGGACGUGCCGCGGCAGGCGGUUGCGGGAGGCGCGGCGGCCGCGAUCUCGGGCCGGAUCUGGGCGCCGCGCGCGAUGGAGGGCGCCGCUGCAACGGAGAAUGGGGUCGAGGGGGACGGGGGCUACGUCGUCGUCAUGGCGGCCGAGGUCGCCGAGGGGGAGGCUGGCCCCGCCGCCAGUGCCGAUCGCGGGGAUCUCGCCGCACCCGCCCACGACGCCGCGGCGCCGGCCGGAUCUGCGGACGCCCCCGCCUCGGCUGUCACGGUGGCGGUGACGGCGGCGGUGGCGGAGGACGUGGCCGCCGCGGUGGCACCGGCCAAGGCGCCCGCCAAGAAGGGUGGAUCCGGGGACGCCGCCGGGGCCAGGAAGGCGAGGCCGCAGAACGGCAGGGUGCCCACCGGAACCACCGCCGCGGCGAGGGGUAAGAAGCCCGGGGUCCUCUCGCAGAGCGCCUCCUUCCCGGCGCGGGGUGCCGCGGCUGCCACCGCCACCAAGAAGGCCGCGGCUGCGACGCCCAAGCAGGCCAAGGGCGCCGUGGCCAAUGGAUCGGAGGCUGCAGCAGGCCGGGCGGCGGAGAAGAAGGCGAAUCCGGCGCGGACACCUGGUGCUCGCCGGUCCAUGCCUGUCAAGUCUGGAUCAGUGGAUGCGGCCGCCCCAAAUGACGCAGUUCCUGCUGCCCAAGAGCCGCAUGAAAACACCGACAAACCACUGAAACAAACGCAGCCAGGGAAGGCGGAGGAUGACGUGCGCUCCACCACAUCAAGUACCAAUACUCCCCGUGCAGCAGCUCGUAAGAGUGCUGCUGCUAUUGCUGCUGGUUUUAGUUUCAGAUUGGAGGAGCGUGCUGAGAAGAGAAAGGAGUUCUUCCAAAAGCUUGAAGAGAAAAUCCACGCAAAGGAGCUGGAAAAAACAAAUUUGCAGGAGAAAUCUAAGGAGAGCCAAGAGGCUGAGAUCAAAUUGCUGAGGAAGAGCCUGACAUUUAAAGCCACACCUAUGCCAAGCUUUUACAAGGAGCAGCCACCCAAAGUUGAGUUGAAAAAGAUUCCCCCAACACGUGCUAGGUCACCAAAGCUCGGCCGGCACAAGCCAGCCAGUUCUGCUACUGCUGCUUCUGCAGAUGGUUCAUGUGAGAGCCCACGGAGCACUGCAAAUUCGGGCAAGGUAAAUGAAGUUAUGGAGAACAAUAAACCUCGUGUCCCUGCUAGAAAACCUGUUCAGAGGCCAGUCACAAAAGCUCCAUCACAAGUGUCUGCCACCACAAAGGCUGAAGCAAGACCUGCAGUUACAAAGGCGAAAAUCUCGAACUCGAAACCUAAGGUUUCAAGGGCAAAGGUUGCGCAAGCGCAAGAUACCCCAGUCGAAGUCCCGCCUUCAGUACCUUCUGCCCCAGAAGAGCUCGUAGUUGAACAUGGCGUUGGAGAAGCUACAGGUCUUGAUCUGGCUCCACAAUUGGUUGCUUCGAAUGAAGUCCCAGUCCAUGGUUGAUAAAUUGCGCAUUUUGCCUAUUUUAUUUCCUUUUUGCAGUCCUGUGAAUAGUGAGGGUGUGUGCUUCAUUGAAAGUUGAAUCGUUCAAAGUGUCAUGGUUUAUCGUUUCCGGAGUAGACAUCCAUUUUUUCAGCUUGUCAUUGAGCAUGCCAUGUAUAUUGCUUCAUAUUGUCUUCAUGUUUAAAAUUCCCAGACUUUGUGUAUAUUGGAUUUGUAUGUCGCUGGACAUCCUAGGAUUGUUGCAAUACAUUAAGGCAACUUGUGGAUUAUUUUGUGGUCGUGUUA
Molecule: messenger RNA, 1987 nt
Organism: Sorghum bicolor (sorghum)
Lineage: Eukaryota; Viridiplantae; Streptophyta; Magnoliopsida; Poales; Poaceae
Product: protein WVD2-like 4
Exons: 9
Coding region: 293-1702 (469 amino acids)
Molecular function (GO): microtubule binding
Source: RefSeq, a predicted model, not a curated record